Fomitiporia mediterranea MF3/22 is the source of this 1881-nucleotide messenger RNA. RefSeq lists its product as uncharacterized. Bases 1 to 1881 code for a protein of 626 amino acids. The transcript is spliced from 12 exons. Lineage: Eukaryota; Fungi; Basidiomycota; Agaricomycetes; Hymenochaetales; Hymenochaetaceae. Gene Ontology annotation, cellular component: microtubule; membrane; cytoplasm. The record is from RefSeq and is a predicted model, not a curated record. Gene Ontology annotation, molecular function: microtubule binding; GTP binding; GTPase activity.
AUGCCCAAACAGACAACUGGAAAUGCUAGCACAAAUUUUGCCAGUUUUGCUGUUGACAUUUCGUCACAACCGUACGCAAGAAGGGUACAGGCUCUCAUAAAGCUUAUCACCGACCUUCGAGCUCUUGGGUACUGUCUUUUUGUUUCUAGCAGUUGCAGAAUUUACUCAGUCUGUCCUUAUGGCAGUGCUCAAGCAGAUGUCGACUUGCCACGCAUCGCCGUUAUAGGAAACCAAUCUGCUGGCAAAAGCUCGCUGAUUGAGGCGAUGACUAGGAUCACUGUACCUCGCUCUCAGGGGACUUGUACGAGAUGUCCCAUGGAAUGUCGGCUGUCAAACUCACCCGAGCCCUUUAAAUGUCAAAUAUUUCUUCGCAUUGAAAAGGACCAGUUUGGGUUACCUGUCAGGGAAGUCAAGGAAACCAAGUUUGGACCGCUUCUACAUGACAAGAGGGAACUCGAAGUGAUGCUGCGUCGAGCACAGCUUGCAAUACUUAACCCGAGUGUACCAAAAGACAGAUUUGCCGAUCUCGAUCUCGAAACCUUGGAUCCUGAUAAGCCGCCUCUGGGUUCUUUCCGCCAGCUACAGUUCUCUCCGAACGUCAUAUGCUUGGAUAUCUUCAGUCCGGAUGUGACAAACCUGUCGUUCAUAGAUCUUCCAGGGAUCAUCUCUAACAUUGCAGAUGGAGAGGAUUCUGCGAACAUCGAUCUCAUUCAAAAUCUUGUCAGAGACAACAUAUCGGGGAAUACACUUAUUCUCUUGACAAUAACAAUGAGGGAUGAUAUCCAGAACCAGAAGGCUGCUCUUCUUGCUAAAGAAGCAGAUCCAAAUGGUGAUCGUACCAUUGGUGUACUCACAAAACCUGAUACGCUGCAGGAUGGAGAACACAAGCAAUGGCUCGAUGUACUUGCAGGUCGAAAGCAUCCGCUUACUCAUGGAUACUAUGUAACAAAGCAAGCAAGUCCCGCUGAGUUACAGGAGCGGCUCGCCUACGAACAGGGCAGAGAACGCGAAUGGUCGUAUUUUGCUAAUCAAUCUCCAUGGCGUGAGCAGGAUUCCAGAGUCUGUCAGCGCUUGGGAGUCCCGAACCUAACAACCAGGCUCAGCACUCUCCUGAGCCAACUAAUUGAAAAAACGAUACCAAAACUCAAGAAAGACUCGCGUUCAUUGCUUAACCUGAUAUCGCGAGAACUACGCUGCCUUCCUCCGCCUCCCUCCGGAAAUCCUACGUCAGAACUCCUGAAGCUGGUAGCAGAUUUCAAUUCCGAUUUACAUAACCAUGUUCGUGGAGUCUCAGGAGAUAUCAUUCAGAGAACUCGCCCCGCGUACGAGUCAUUCAGCAAAGACAUACUGUCUACGAAACCAAAUUUCGUACCAUUCUUAAAGGCGGAACGGAAUGAAGUCGAACCACCCACCAGCAAAAAUAACGUCGAGCUCGAACCUGACUCAGUACAAGAAACCGUGUACCUCGAUGAUUUACCGUUCAAUGUACCAUACAAAGUGAAAGUAUUCUAUAUCAAUGAAUGCUUCACUGAAUGGAGUGGCCAUGCACGCACCUGUUUCGACAAGGUCUUGCAUGUAUAUCAAAAGUGUUUGGACGGCCUCGUCACUAAGUAUUUCGGAAAAUACUCGCACGGUGGACUUCAUGAACGCAUUAGGAGCAUAGUUGAGGACAAAUUAGAACGCACAAAGGAAACUGCACUGGAACGAAUUGGCUGGCUCCUGGAACUUGAAGAAGAUCCGUUUACUCUAAAUGAGCAUUAUUUGUUCAGUUGUAGAGAUAAGUACCUCAAGCAAUACCGAGAACAGCGCCAGGUAUGGUUUGGGAUAUCUCAUUUGAUUUUACUGACUCACCCCUCCCCCCUGAAAUAUUGGAUUGACUAG